AUGCCUACAACCAAAUUGCAGCCGGAAAUCUAUCAACCAUUGUUAAACAGCAUCCCCAACGAUCUCCUUUCACGCUUCGAUCCCGUUCGCGCCGAAGGUCCUAAAGUCUUCUGUGUCGCUGAACAAAAGUGUGCUGUAGAUGGUGGCGAGAUCACGAUUAGGAUAUCUGAGCCCGAGCCAUGGAAGGACGGUGAUGCAAAUCGUCCUGUCUACAUCAAUUAUCACGCAGGAGGAUGGACUUUUGGGGGUCUCCAUUAUGAUGACCCAUUCUGCCGACGGCUGACGAAGGAGAUAGGAUGCGUAUGUUUCGAUGUUGACUACCGUCUCGCUCCUGAAAACCCAUAUCCAACUCCAAUUGAAGACUCUUGGAUGGCUUUCAAAUGGAUAUACGAUGAAAAAGUGAGAGAGUUUAACCUUGAUGUUAGCCGUGUAGCUAUUGGCGGAGUUUCUGCUGGCGGACAUAUCGCGGCUGAAAUUGCGCAUCUUGCUCGGAACGCAGGCUACCCUCUCUCAUUACAAGUCCUAGCAGUACCAUGCGUGGACCUUACAGGUGUCUUUACACGCGAUGGGAAAAUCAAGGCCGAUUGCCCCUAUGAGUCUUAUAGAGAACUGUCUGAUACUGUGGGCCUGCCAGCAGAACGUAUGAUGUAUCUUCAUCAAACAUUCCUUGGCUCUCUAAGACCUCUAGAGUAUGAAAUCAUUGGAAAUUAUCUCCGAUCAACGCACCGAAUUUCGCCAAUCUUGCCCCCGCCUUUAUUAUUACUGCGGAGAUGGAUAUUCUGCCUGAUGAAGGCGAAGCAUAUGGUAGAAAGCUCAUGGCGGCGGACAUGA
Molecule: messenger RNA, 831 nt
Organism: Trichoderma breve
Lineage: Eukaryota; Fungi; Ascomycota; Sordariomycetes; Hypocreales; Hypocreaceae
Product: alpha/beta hydrolase fold domain-containing protein
Exons: 4
Coding region: 1-831 (276 amino acids)
Molecular function (GO): hydrolase activity
Source: RefSeq, a predicted model, not a curated record